Molecule: messenger RNA, 2767 nt
Organism: Klebsormidium nitens
Lineage: Eukaryota; Viridiplantae; Streptophyta; Klebsormidiophyceae; Klebsormidiales; Klebsormidiaceae
Source: the annotation of a GenBank genome assembly
CACACUCGUCCAAAGCUGGCAGUGGAAGAGGGGGCGCGCAGAGGAGCGCCAUGGCCGACCGUGUGCCCGCUAUCUUCCACUAUGGGCCCGCAGACGAGGACAUCCAAGCUGCUGCACAGCCUGAGGAGAGCGCCGGCAGAGACGAGGCUGCCGCCGCCGGCGCAGUGGCAGCAAAACAAACCGUGUCUGAACAAGAGCAGCGAGUCCAACCAGCGCAAGGAACCAGAAGAUUGCAGGAGCGCGGUUCAGUGACCGCGAGGCCACUGCCUGUACGCAAUGCUGACAUUGGCGGUCCGCAGGUGAAGGCAAGCGCGAACGACGAGGGACAAAGCGGGCGGGGUUCGGGGUCUUCGAUGGCUGGGGUGCAACAGGCGGAUCAGGCGGUCAGUGGCAAUUUGCGUUCGCAGCCGAAGUCUAAGAAGGCUGCGAAACCCCCAAGAGGUGGCCCCAAGAAAGUAGGAAAGGACUUGGGGCCCCCACCCAAAGCUGCUGUGGAGCCCAUCGUUGAAGAAGUGGAUACAAAUGACAGGCUCCGGCGAGAGAAAGCGGAGAUACUGGCGAGGACACUGCGCGAGCACAACGCGGCGGUGUUUGAAGCGCAGAUGGCGCUGCUGGAGGGGCCCACCACGGACAAGCAGCUGCAAGCUUCGAGGCGUCUGUUACCCAAGUCCGACUAUGAUGAUAUCAUCGAGGAAAGGGCAAUUGCUGGCGUGUGUGGGUACCCGCUGUGCGACAACGUGCUGCCACAGAAAGAUUCAAGGAAGGGCCACUACCGCAUCUCCCUCGCGCACAAGCGCGUCUUCGACACUUCCGACACCGUCCGAUUCUGCGGCCUGGACCACGUGGUCCGCAGCGGGGCGUUCCGGGCGUCUCUCGAGGACGAGCGCCCGCUGCUGCCGACUGGGGACGAGCUCCAGGCGAUAGUUGCUACGGUGACGGGGCGGCCAGGGGGAGCGGAGAAGCGAGCCAGUUUUCAAGCUGCUGACGUCACCAAGCGGAGACCAGAGGAAGAGGGCAGCUCCGCGAGUCCAGCCGUCAUGAGCGCCACGCUUGUGGAACGGACGCCGGGUGACGUCAGCGCUGACGUCAGCGCUCCUGAGGCUGGACAAUCGGACGCGAUUGAGGGGUACGUUCCCAGGAGGGGUGCCCAGAAAAGAUCCGUUGACGGGUCUGUAGGAGCUAGAAGUCGAAAAUCAGGGCCUGUAAAGGGUGCGGCUUCAAGAGAAGCAGAGAGGAAAGUGGAGCAAGAAUCCGGACUUCAGAAAAAUGGGGAAACGGAUGCGACAAAAGUCGUGUCGGGGAGAAGAGAGGCUGAUUUGACAAUGGCCGGAAUGGGGACGGGCUUUGGGGAGUCGGGGGCAGAAUGGAGUCGGAGGUUGGACCAGAGCGCUGCGGAAGCGGGGAUCAGUGUCUCACGCUACACCGAAGGAGAAAAGGAAAGUCCUGUGCCAACAGAAGCGGGAUCGACAGACGAAGCGUCAAGGCAAAGGAUUGAUGCGGCAUCGUCAGGAAUGACGUCAGAGCCCCGGCCUUCCAAACGCAGUGCUGAAGAGAAGGGUAAAGCGCACGGGGCGGCUGGGAAGGGCGUCGUGGAAAGUCUAAAAAAGGGCGCAAACGGCGCUACUGAUUUUGCAUCUGAUCGCGGCCAGCCGGAAGAAGAACCGGAUCUCCGGUUGCAGUCGGCACAGGCAGUAGCAACUGCCUUGGCGGAGGCGGCAGCUAGGGUCGAAACGGGAGAAUUCGAUGCGACUGAGGCAAUGCAGAGUCUCGGGAUGACGGUCCAACCAGCCAACGAGGGGGCGCCAAGUGGCAGUCGCAGAGAUGCUCGUUCAAAACGGGCGAGUGCCAGUCUGACGGAAAUAAGCGGGCUCGAGAAUGAGGAAGGACCGGAAGAAAGCGGUGGGGUGAAGCGCGGCCUAGAAACGGGGGGCGUCGUAGAGCGAAACGAGAGCGAAAACCGGCAGACCGAGCAGGGGCGGGGGAGUAACGCGACGUCCACAAGCGGGGCCAGCGUUACACCGGAAGAGGACGAAGAUGACGACUCAGGGCAGGGGUGGAUGGGCGCCCCCCCGCAAGGGUUCAGUGCGGAGCUGUCGCAAUUCGGACGGCUUUGGACGGCCCUGGACUCGUGGAUCUCGGCCGAUACCCUCCGUUUCCUGCACGGUCCGGACGCCUUUUUCCAGGGGGGGGAGUCUGAAGGUGGGGUGAUCAGUGUGGGGGGACGGGACUACGAGCCGAGAGUAGUUCUGGACAAUGGAGCGUCCGCAGCGAUCAGGCGCGCGUUCCAGGAGUGCGUCCGAAGGGCUCUGCCGGACGUGCAGCGCGCGAUGCAGCUGAAGGUGCCGCGUCCGGAGCUGGAGGAAGCGCUUGGCAAUCUCGUGCGGACGUUCAGUUUCACGGACCCUCUUCCUCCUCUGAAGUCCCCUGGCUGGCAGCUCCUGACCCUCCUCAUGCUGCACGCACUGUCGCGUCGAAGCACGCCCGUCCUUGGUUCCUCGUUCGAAGACCGGCCUUCCUUAGGACAAGCGCUCGAGACACUCAAGGGCGACAAAAAGGAGUACGAACUUUUGCAUGCAAAGUUGGUGCCAGCGGGCUCGACCAACGGGUAAACAUUUUGAGUGCAUGAGAGACAGGUGGUACUUCGCGCAAAGGUUACCGGUGUACACAAAGGAUGUCCAUCCAAGAUUGUCGAGACUUUAAAGUGAACACGCUAUUGGACUUACCUUGCUCUUAGUAUACAAUUCUUUCAGGAGAGGCUAUCCGUGCU